GUUUGGGAGAAUGUCGGUGGGAGGGAUCGUUGGUGCAGGAAACGGUUAAAGCUCAGAGGCUGAACCUUCCGAGGGAGCAGAUAAAGAGACGGGAGCGCAUCUCUGUCCCAGACACCUGAUGAGCAUCCUCCCGACUCCUCACACAACGGGACACAACAUCUCAGGAGAUAAUAGGAGGGGGGUUUAUUUCGGGGGGCGGGGGGAGAGGGAUUUCUACCGAAGCACCAAAUGUUGGAGAACACCGACUGGGAACAGCAUUACUUUAUUUUCACUGGACUGUAAGAGAUGGCGCUGUCUUUCCGACGCAGGUGUUUGCUGCUGCUGUGUUUGACCGCUGUCCACAGUGAUGCUGCCGUCCAGACAUGCAUGGACAAGCAUCAGGUGGUCGGGGUGCUUCGUCAAAUGGAGAAGUUCCUGAAAGGCCAGGAGUUGCGUUUUACGGAAGGCCUCAGGAUCAUGAAGUCAAAGCUGGCAACACUCCAGAACUCUGUCUCCAAGUUACCUCAAGCUGACCAGUCAGCUGCUCCCACCACCUGCCCCACGCUGGAAGCCCCCGCCCACGGAACCAAGUUCGGCUCAAAGUAUUUUCUCGGACAUGAGGUCCAUUUCACUUGUAUCCCGGGCUACCACCUUGUCGGUUCUGCCACUCGUGUCUGCCGGGACAACGGCACCUGGACUGGCAUCGGCGCCGUCUGUAACGAUAUAAGUGAGUGUGCAAGUAAUCCCUGCCAAAAUGGAGCUACCUGUGUGGAGGGUGUUAACCAGUACAAAUGCACCUGCCCCCAGAACUGGAGUGGCUCCCACUGUCAGCACCAAACGCAGACAGCACCACCUGAGUGGAGCGUCAUGAAUGAUCCAGCAUUCAGCCGGAGACCUCGCUGUGCCCAGGUGAACAGAGCCCAACACUGCAGCUGUGAUGCGGGCUUUCACAUGAGUGGCACCUCGGACAAGAGCAUCUGUCAGGAUCUAAACGAGUGUGAGGUGUACCGGCUAAACAGGGGAGGGAAGCUCUGCGCACACGAGUGUGUGAAUGUCCCGGGCUCGUUCCACUGCGCCUGCCCCAGUGGCUACAAGCUGCUCCCAGAUGGGCGGAGCUGUGAGGAUGUGGACGAAUGUUUAACCCAGCAGCACAACUGUAGCCGGGGGACGACUUGCAUCAACACGGGGGGUGACUUCCUGUGCGUCGACCCAGAGUGUCCCCGUUCCCAUGGCAACAUCAGCUACGUCAGGACAUCUCCCUUUCAGUGUGAGAGGAACCCCUGCCCCAUGGACAGCAGAUCCUGCCACAUGGCUCCCAAGACCGUGUCCUUCCACUACCUGUCUCUCACCUCCAACCUGAAGACUCCUGCCACGCUUUUCCGCAUGGCGACCGCCGCCGCCCCGGGGCGCACCGGGCCGGACAGCCUGCGAUUCGGCAUUGGGGGCGGAAACACCCGCGGCAUCUUUGUCAUGCAGCGCUCCGACAGGCAGACCGGGGAGCUGAUCCUGGUUCAGCAGCUGCGCGGGCCGCUGGAGGUCAGCGUGGACGUGGACAUGUCCGAGUACAGCGACCGCACCUUCCAGGCCAAGCACGUGGCCAGGGUUAAUGUUCUGGUCUCACCGUACAGCUUCUGAGGGGAAGGAGGAGGACGUCGGACAAGCAGAGGAAGAGGAGCGGAGGAAGAGUUAGUUAUUGGCACAAGUUUUCCGAUACUGUUUCUUCUCCCCUCACCAGAAAGAGUGACACAGUGACAAGCCAAUAUUAAUCAAGCAGUUAUAAUACGAGUACCAAUUCACAGGAAAACAUAUCAUAGAUCCUUCUUUCAUAGUAUGAGCUUUGACUGAGUGUGUUUGAGUGUUGGGUUGAUGUUGUCCAUCACAGAGCAUGUUUGUAGCUCAGGGUCAGGCGCGGGCCUGAUGCACUGCCCUUGCUUUGUUGAUGAUAAAUUCCUUAUAAGACUUUAGUGCUCUUGAGGCUCUAAUUUAUUGGAAAUAUUAUUGCUGUUUUUUACAUUGUAACAUACUGUACGCCACAUCAUAUACUGUAUAUUUGUUUUUGUUGUUUUGUACUAGCUUACUUUGUUUAAGCACCAUCCCUUAUACUAAAGGAGUUGUGUUUCUAUACAGUAGAUGGAGUCCUGAGCAUAUUUCCUUUAUUACUCAUAUUUUGUACGUUAUCCAGAAAUCGUAUAUUCAGAUAACUGUUGAUUUGGCAAGCUUGCAAGUGCACUACACAAUUCAUCUGGAAUUUUAAUUUUCUCUACAUAACUGAAAUAAAGUUGGUCUAAAUUUCAGUAUUUGUUAUAAAU
Molecule: messenger RNA, 2288 nt
Organism: Pungitius pungitius (ninespine stickleback)
Lineage: Eukaryota; Metazoa; Chordata; Actinopteri; Perciformes; Gasterosteidae
Product: fibulin-7
Exons: 8
Coding region: 286-1614 (442 amino acids)
Molecular function (GO): calcium ion binding
Source: RefSeq, a predicted model, not a curated record